Abrus precatorius (Indian licorice) is the source of this 483-nucleotide messenger RNA. Its product is annotated as target of rapamycin complex 2 subunit AVO2-like. The record is from RefSeq and is a predicted model, not a curated record. Gene Ontology annotation, molecular function: protein binding. Lineage: Eukaryota; Viridiplantae; Streptophyta; Magnoliopsida; Fabales; Fabaceae. Bases 1 to 483 code for a protein of 160 amino acids. The transcript has a single exon.
AUGGAUAAUUUUCUUGAGUAUUGUGUGCCUCUUCACAAGCUUGCAGUAAUGGGUAAUUGGCUUGAAGCAAAACUGAUCUUGGAGAAAGACGAUAGACUAUGGCACGCGGCAAUAGCAAGUGGUUGGUCCACGGUGCUUCAUAUUGCUACAGGUGCAAACCAUUUCCACUUUGUGAAGGAACUACUACAAAGACUCGCUGACUCUCACGUUGCAUUGCAAGAUUACAAGGGAAACACUGCCUUUUGCUUCGCUGCUGCAUCUGGAAACCUCGAUAUUGCUCGUUUAUUGUUGGGUAGAAAUCCGUUCUUGCCAGUAAUUAGGGGCAGAAAUGGACGUACCCCUAUUCAGCUUGCUGCGUUACAAGGAAAAUGCGAAAUGACUUGGUUUCUAUAUGACUUGACCAAACAUAAAUUCGAAGUGGAAGACCGGGAAUUAUUGUUCUUCACUUGUAUCAAAACAGGCAACUACCGUGCGUAUCACUAA